CGAAGGAGAGGACAGUCUCUGCCUUCGACGUUGUGUGCCCUCAUCUGCCUCCUGUACAACACAGACAUCUCACUCCCUUCAUUCUCAGGAAAUCGACCCCAGGUCUUUAUUUCAUACAUAUACUCUUCUCCUUAACGUCAAUACUUCGCUUCACCAGCUCUUCCGAGCAUCCCCCUCACGAACACCAGCAGCCGACCCACGACAGACAGACAGGCAUGGCAUCUUCACUCUCUCAGCUCUCCGCCUGUGUCACUCGAAUUCUUGCCCUGACCGGUUUCCCCAAGGAGCUUAAGACGAGGGAUAUUCAGGCGGCGUUCGCAGAAUGGGAGAACGCGAGCGGUGGUUUCAAGAUCAAGUGGAUAGAUGACACGAGUCUACUCAUCGUCUUUGUUGACGCUACAGUUGCUAAACGUGCCUAUCUCCACACCUUGGCGUACCCUCCUGCCAUUUUUUCCUCCCCGACUUCCGCCAAUACGGCAAUCAUCAAACCAUAUGACGGACCUGAUGCGCAGUCCGUAAUCCAAACCGUGAAUGCACGCCAGCACACCAGCAAUGGCCGUGGUCACAAUGUCCGCAACUCUGUCUCGCACGGUCGGAACGUGUCCGUCAGCCAUUCCUUUCGCAACAACGGCCAGUCCAACGGCAAUGCCAACGUAGACGCUGCCCGCGAACGCGACCAACCAUCCCCCACUCUCCCCAGCCUUCCGUCCCACCCUACGCUCAAUUCCUUAAUCUCUUCCUCCCUCGGAGACGUCGAAGACCCCUCUGCAGUGGACCCCGCUGUCCUUGCUGCGCAGCCAGAGCACAGCGCUCCGCGCAUCGGCGACCCUGCAAAGCGCAUGCUCGGCGCAGCUAUGGGCGUGCGGCACCCUGCUCUUGGCCCGCGUAUCAUCAACGGCGCAGCCAACGGUGUAGGCGAUAUGCAGAGGGCUAUGGGAGGGCUCGUCGUCGCUGAGUGAAGUUAUAAUCGCGGCGCCGUCGCGGAUCGUUACGUCACAACACGAUGCGCUACUCGUUCACAUCGGAGUUACACCUUUUUGUUCACAGUCGCAGGUUUCUUUCAGGAGGGAUGAGGAUCGUUCGGAGUCAGGCUCAUUGUCAUAAUGUCUAUCGCUGCUCUCUCAGCCGUAAUAACAUCGCACACGGUCCGCCGUACGCUGUGCCCUGACAUCGCCUCUCGUUCCGUCCUCUAAUUUAACUGAUACCGGCAUGGGACCCUUUCGCUUUUACAGAUCAUCUUUGCAUACUAGUCGCCACCUCACCCCCAGCAACGCUCGGAGAACGCUGACUGCAUCUAAGUGUGAUAGAUAUGGUAGAGUCUAGUAACGCUCAAACGCGUGUCUGCCGCUUUAAUGAGCGCGACACCGGCGCUUCUGCAGUACAGCCACUUCGCCCGUGACUAGAUGGGAAGAUGAAGCGUGCAAAUUAAAAGAAGAUCCUUACCAUCUAUGAGGUUGAUUACGACCACUUGCUUAAUGGUUGCUGUACGU
Phanerochaete carnosa HHB-10118-sp is the source of this 1490-nucleotide messenger RNA. RefSeq lists its product as uncharacterized. Bases 216 to 959 code for a protein of 247 amino acids. The record is from RefSeq and is a predicted model, not a curated record. Gene Ontology annotation, molecular function: mRNA binding; RNA 7-methylguanosine cap binding. The transcript is spliced from 2 exons. Lineage: Eukaryota; Fungi; Basidiomycota; Agaricomycetes; Polyporales; Phanerochaetaceae.